This is a messenger RNA of Danaus chrysippus (African queen), 1101 nucleotides long. The record is from the annotation of a GenBank genome assembly. Lineage: Eukaryota; Metazoa; Arthropoda; Insecta; Lepidoptera; Nymphalidae.
AUGAGUGCGGGAGUGGCUCAAACGUGGAGUGAAUUUUUGAUACAAGUACAAGAUGUGAAGCCGUUAUGGUCUGCCCAACCCACGUACAUCAUUGUACAGAGUUUUUUCUUAUUUGCCGGAAUACUAACUCUGUUACAUGCUUUUAUGAAAGGAGGUCGCUGGCCGUACUUCUGGCUGGGCACGGUUCUCCAUGGCAUUUACGCUGAUAAUUUCUGGCAUUUCAUCCUCCCCGAAUUCGAUAAUUUCUGGCAUUCACAAACGCCCCUUAUGUUCUUGGGUGGUCGACAACCUUUGCAUAUAAUUUUACUUUAUCCGGUCUUCAUCUACAAUGCCGCGUACGCCGUCAGUAAGAUCAAUCUUCCAAAGUACGCUCAGCCAUUUGCUGUGGGACUUCUCACUGUUCUUAUCGAUCUGCCCUAUGAUAUAGUAUCGGUGAAAUAUGUUCAUUGGACCUGGCAUGACACCGACCCAAACAUUUUCGACCGUCACUACUGGGUACCCUGGAACUCGUACUAUUUCCACGCCACCUUCGCUGCUAGCUUCUAUUUCUUCUUCCACUUCAUCAGAGAUUGGUGCGCACCGAAAGUUGCAAGAUGGUCAUCGGCUUCAAAAGCUGUUGAAUGGAAAUCUCUCCUGAUAGCCAUUCUGAUCGGCAUGCCUGGAGGCAUCUUAAUGUUUGUGCCGAUAUACCAUCCCUUACAUGAUACUUAUAAAAUUCACUCAGAAGUUACUUUCUUCCUUCUAUUUUCGAUUUUCUUUGUAAUUAUUCUGUCAGGGCUAUUAAGCGAGCGUGAGAAAAUCAAGGAAAAGCUCAGCAGCAUCGAUUACCUGCUAUUAUUGCAGCUGUUCAUUCAUUAUGCGAUGUAUUUAACCAUCGUGAUAUUCUUCAACCCUGAGGAUGAAAGAUCUCUGGGGCUACACGAACCUGUCGGACCCUGCACUGAACAAACUUCUUUGGUCACGCCUUUUGGACAGCGCCUGUUUAAGAGGAAAUAUUUCUGCCCUGAUGAUUACGACGAGAAAUAUUUUGAUUUCCACUGCGCACAGAAACCAAAGAAUGGAGACACGUGGUACCUCAUUUGUGGAACGCCAUUUGAGUGA